UGGAGAGGAUGCAAGAAAUCAAGCAAAAAAGCAAUUUAAAAUGAGUGAAUCGUUCCAUAAAUUUACGUAUGGUCAAGACUUUGCUACAGGAACUUUUCAAAGUAAUAAAGAAUAAAUCUUCGAGUUUAUUAAAAAUUUCUUAGAAAUUAAAAAAGAAGAUAUUCAACCAAAUUUGCUUAAAUUUUUAAACAAUAGGAAGAAUGUUUAUCUUAACUAUAACUCUGGCGGGGCUAAAAUGGCAAAUAAAAAUUAUCAUUAUAAAAUGGAGUGUCGUUGAUUCUGGAACGAUAAGGAAUUAAUUUAUUGUUAGUAUUUAUUUAUUGUUUUAGUAUAUUGAAUUUUGAAAAAUAAAAUUUUAUUUACAAAUUAUUUUUGUAUUUUACAGUUGCAUAUUCUUACCAUUAUUUUAAACAAUUUUAAAUAUGUUUUAAAUUUAAAAAUUUAGCUUAUUUGCUUUCAUUGACUUUAUUAAUGGCAUCAAAGGAAGAACUUGAAAAGCUGACGGUGGCUCAAAUUCGUGAAAAACUCAAAAGUCGUAAAUUGCCAGCCUCUGGACCAAAAUCUGAAUUAGUUACUCGCCUUUUUGAUUCCUUAAUGGCAGAAGAGAAAUUACUUGAAGAGGGGCCUGGUGGUGAAAGUAUUGACCUUUCUGGUGUUAAUAUGGAUGAAGUUUUGGGAUUGGAUGAUGAAAAGGAUACACACAGUUCUACUACUGCAAAUGAAGAUAUUGAAGAGGGAAAGGAAAAACAACCUGCGAGUUGCGAUAACAGCGAUGAAUCAAUCAAAAAUAAUGAUGAAGAGAAGGGAGCAAAUAAAACUGAUGAGGAUAAAAAGGAGGAAGAAAUAAAGGGAAAACUAAUUACUCGUGAGGAUCAAACAAAAAGGAAGGGAACAACCGAUGAAGAUGUGAAAAUGUUAAAAUUAGCUGAACGUGUUGGGUUGCCUGUAAAGCGACGAGUUUCUGAGUCGGAAUCUGACGAUAUAUUGGCUAAAAGAGAGAAAAGAUUUGGAUCGUUUUCGGGAAAUAAGGAAGGCGAGAAGAUUCUAACAAAAAAGGAUGAAGAAGAGGCUAAAGAGAAAAGAGCUGCUCGUUUUGGUAUAACCGAUGAGAAAAGAAAAACAACAGAUGAAGACAGUAAAAUGUUAAAACGUGCUGAACGUUUUGGGUUGCCAUUGAAAAGAGGUGGUGCUUCUGAAUCUGAACAAAGUGAAAUUUUGGCUAAAAGAGAAAAACGAUUUGGAAAAGUUAUUGGGAGUGGGGAUACGGAAACCAAAAAGGAAGCUCGUAUAAAACGUUUUGGAGUUGUGAGUUAAAGAUAAAAGAGAAAGAAAAAUGUGGGGCAGGGGGCUGAAAUAUUUUUGGCGAACAGAAAUUUGUGGACAUCUUGAAAUAUUUGCCAAAACUGAUUUUUUAGAAACCUUGUGGACAUUGAUUGGGUCUUUGAUAAGAAAUUACCUAAAUUGGUUGUUUAAAGAUUUUCUAUUUUAUA
Messenger RNA from Meloidogyne enterolobii, 1490 nucleotides. The record is from the annotation of a GenBank genome assembly. Lineage: Eukaryota; Metazoa; Nematoda; Chromadorea; Rhabditida; Meloidogynidae.